GAUGCUUGAAGUGCUAAGGAUAGAAAAUUGCCCCAAGCUUGCAAGUAUUCUAGUGAUCCCCAUUGUCAGGGAUAUGAGUAUAGUUGGAGUUCACGGUACAACAGUCAAUUUCAUUUUUAUGUGCAUCCGUUUGGGCUCUUGGCCAUUUCUCGUAGCUUUAACUAUGGAGUCUAAGGAAGACAUGGCCAUGUUGCUUCUAGACGCCCAGCAAAUCCAAAGUGAAAGACCUCUUGAAAAACUAGAGUAUUUGGCUCUGCGAGGUCCUAGCAGCUUGGACACAAGGUCUGGAUUGUCUAGAUCACGCCUUAUGCCUUGGAAAUGCUUUCGGUUUGUGGAAACGUUGAUGAUUCGCGGGUGCAACAAUCUUGUUCGUUGGCCAUCAGACGAGCUCGGGUGCUUUGAUCGCCUCUGCGUUUUGCGUAUUGAAGAUUGUGACAUCCAGGAGGGGGACAUUUCAUCGUCUGAGGGGACACUUCCGCUGUCCCUGGAGGAAUUGGAUAUUUCGUUCUGCAAACAUCUGGUCAAGUUGCCUUGGAACCUUGGAAAUCUGGCCAACCGGAUAAGUCUCUAUGUGGGUUCGUGUAGUGCCCUGAAAGCGCUGCCUGAUGGGAUGUGUGGCCUCACUUCUCUUAGGGAAUUGAUGAUAUGAUUUGCGAUUGUCCAGCUAGCAGUAGCACAAUCGAUCAGCGCAGGUGCGGACAGUCGACGAGCGAUCGUGCAGUGGCUAUACUAGUCGAUUCCCAAGUGACGAACUAGCCAAGGAGGCAAUCGUCGAUCCGCCCCCAUCUUGCCUUUGUGCGUGGCCGCGACCCAGCCAACCGCCAUACUCCUCGACAGGGCGUAGAGGGGGAAGAGGAAGGUUGGCGCUCCGCGUGCCGUGGCCUUAGGCAAUCACCGUCCUCGACCCCAGGGCGCACUCCGGGGCGGUGCUUCGACGGCGUGGGCGGGCAUGCAGGAGAGGGAGCGAGAUUUACUUGCAUUGAUGGAGUCGAGAGGAAGGAGCAGAGAAUGCGCGCCAUGGGACAGCGGAGGCCCGAUGGAGCAGCCAGCAGCAGGGACGGUGGGUUCGAAGCACGAUGGAAUUAGCACCACAUGUAAGUUUGGAGUAGUUAUUAUACACGGCUUAGCUUAAUGGAUAUUCCUGGAAAGUACUCCCGCCGUUCCGAUUUACUCAUCGUGAUUUUAGUUCAAAUUUGAACUAAAACCACGACGAGUAAAUUGGAACGCCGGGAGUAGUAGCUCCUGCCGUUUUCGACCACGUACCCAGCUUCCCUGCGAAUAUCAAUGUAUUUGCAUGUUAUAACCCCAUAUAGUCACAAGCAUCUUGCAAACAUUUUGUAACUUUUCAGUUCUUUGUUUCCCUUUUUUUUUGCCACAGCGGGCUUGGUUGAGCCUUCCCCUUUUUUUU
This is a messenger RNA of Triticum aestivum (bread wheat), 1408 nucleotides long. RefSeq lists its product as uncharacterized. Lineage: Eukaryota; Viridiplantae; Streptophyta; Magnoliopsida; Poales; Poaceae. Bases 2 to 649 code for a protein of 215 amino acids. The record is from RefSeq and is a predicted model, not a curated record. The transcript is spliced from 2 exons.